UUCUGCUGUGUUUAGACAUAGCGAAGAUCUUAUCUCAGCAAGCCCGAGGAGCAACUUACUGCAAAUAGUACUAAUAACAACACUCUGUAUACUUUCCACGAGGCAACAUCUGUGUGUGCUUAGAUAAGCUGUAUUUGUGCUUUGCACCAGCUGCUGUGAUCAUAGUGCAGUUGUCCGCUGGUUUUUGUCUGUGAUGAUUGCAAAAUGUUCCAGAGAGGUUUUACCAGCAGUGAGUAGAGACGACAGCUGAGUUUGUGCCCUUUAAGGACUGCAUCCCAUGGUAAUUCUCAUCAGUAAAACCAUUAAUACCAAGAUAAUCUUAAAUCCCACUGAUUUUAUAUACUCCUUCCCAAAUCAGUAUCAUUUGCUGGUUUAGUAAGUACAUUUUCUAUGCCUUUCUGAAUGGGAUGGAAAUUGUGAAAUUACGAAUAGAUGAAAAUACUGACUAACAUCCUGGAAAGGGCAGGUUAUUGCACAAUCAACUGAGUUCAUAAUUCUAGAUCAAGUGGACUACAUGUGGCUGCUUUUGAGCAUGAUUGUGCAACACAUCCGGCAGUACGUAAUGCCUUUACAAUUUCCCAGGUGUUAAUGAGAAUGUACAAUGGGAUGUGUCAAAAGUCUUCAUAAAACUAAGAUGUAUUACACUUGUUGCUGCCUGCCUAGCUCUUCAGCCACAUAUGUUAUCAAAGAUGGGGAUGAGAUUGGUCUGACCCUCUUGUUUUUUGUUGAAUUAUGUGUCUCUUAUUGCAGGAGCAUCUCUAAAGCAGCCUUCCAAGCUGUUUGGCUGCAGUGCUGGUUGCCCUUGCUGCCUCUGUGUGUUCUCCUCCCUGUUCCCUCCCUGACUUUCACAAGCCCUGAGAUGCAGCUGCUGACUCACUUUCUCACUCAAGUUCUGCCUUCCCCCUGUGCAUCCACAGCCCUGGUGUGCGAAGGCUGUGUGAGAAAGGAAUUGUUUGGGUAUCAUGGGAGUGAAAGCUGUUGAGAAGGAGGCUGUCAUGUCUGAAAUCACGCUGAAGAGGUUAUGAGGACAGGGGUGGCACUGAGCUGUGGAAGGUAGCUUCUGGGACCUGGGGCACUGAUGUGACUGGGAUGAUAUUCGGGUGUGAUGCUGUGUGGGGUGGGACUGACCACUGGCAGGGAGGGGAGGCAACAGGUUCAUGAAGUAAUCAGGGAAGAUGAGAGCAGCUUCCACUGGAGUCCAUUAUCCCUUCCAACUCUUCUUUGCUUUCUGCUUAUUGGAGCAUCUACAGGAUCUGCAGCCUGGUAAGGCUGCACGUUGCAGGGAAAAGAGGGCCCAUCCAUGCUUGCACUGGACCUCCUACUGCAAGCAGGUAGGACUGAGGCCAGAGCUUCUCCCAUGUGUCAAGGUUUAAGGCAAGGCAGCAAUAAACUAUGGCAGACGCACUGUUAUCCCCUUUACCCUCCCUCCACCCCCUCCUUUAGAUCAGAAAGAUGAUAAGGAAGAUAAGGAGGAAGGAAGAGAGACUUAGACUUCAAGUUGGAAGGUUUUAAAGGGUUUUACUAAUGCUACUACUAAAUAGCGAAUAUAUACAAAAUAUACAAAAGCAAUCUUGAAUGCUUGACAUGGAGCUGGCAUCACUCCAGUGGUGGCAGAGCUGGGUGGGUGGAGCUGGUGUGGCUUCAGCAGCUGUAGGGCAGGUACCCAGAAGACAUGGGUGAGACUUCACAGCAAACGGGAAACUGGUUGCAGGGAUUGCAGGGCCUCAGGCCUAGUAUCACAGACACGCAGACAGGGUCCUCCAGAUGCUGGCCAUGGUCAGAGAGGCCUUGACCCUCGUGAUCACCCUCUUAUAUAGGGGGUAUGCCAAUUAUGGGGUGGAAUACUCAGUUGGUCAGUUUCAGUCACCUGUUCUAUCUGCCCCUCCUUCCAAAUAUGUCCUGUUAUCAGUUAACCUUGGUUACCAUUGGUCCUCUUAUCAGCACCAAGUACAGUGUCCAAGAAAAAUAUACAGGCGCUUUGCUGAGAGGAAAAAUCACUAAAAGUGAAAACAGGACACCACCUUUCCGAGACACAGCGUGAAGUGCAGCUGCCAACCCCAGCCGAACUUCAUCUUCUCCUGAAGUACAGCAGUGCUCACUCAGGAACUGGCAUCAGAGUUUCCCUUCCUGGCUGGUGCAGAACUACGUUUAGUACUACUUGGUGCUGGGGGAAAGGUGAACUUUGGCUCCUGAGCCUGUCACUAGCUGGGCACAAGGGCUCAAAGGCACAAAACUGUCCCAGAGCCCAUGUGCUGAGAAGGCAGGAAUGAGGGAAGGAGUUCCUGGCUCACGGCUGCUGCUGACCAGAAGAGCAGUGUUAUUAACAUCCUGCAGCAAGUCAUCACUUCAGCCUGAAGGGCUGUGGAAGAAAUAAGCAAUGCAUGAAACUGGAUGAAAUUAAAUUCUACAUCUAUUCAUUCGGGACCCUGAUGAGUGAUACACAGGGAGAGGUAGAAGAUGGUCAAUUUCACAGAGAAUGCAACUGAGAAGUGCAAUAUUAAUCAUGAUAUCCACCAGACAUUAUCCCCUGUGAUAUACAUAUUUGUAUUUAUAUUAGGCUUGCCAGCUAACUGCCUGUCACUGUACUAUGGGUAUUUACAGAUCAAAGCUAAAAAUGAAUUGGGUAUCUACCUUUGCAAUUUGACUGUAGCAGACCUGCUCUACAUAUUUUCUUUGCCUUUUUGGCUUCAGUAUGUUUUACAGCAUGACAAUUGGACCUACGAUGAGCUGCUGUGCAAAAUUUGUGGCAUCCUCUUGUAUGAGAACAUCUAUAUCAGUGUGGGCUUCCUCUGCUGCAUCUCCAUUGACCGCUAUCUCGCAGUAGUGCAUCCUUUUCGGUUCCAAUGCUUUCGGACUAUGAAGGCUGCUGUGAUUGUAAGCAUCGUUAUCUGGACCAAAGAAAUAAUUACAUGCUGCUUUGUUUUUACACAUGCGGAGGUCAGUAUGGAUGCUGACAGCCAUGUGGUGUGUUUCGAGCAUUACCCCAUCAAAAAAUGGGAGCACAACGUCAAUUACUACCGCUUCUCUGCUGGCUUCCUUUUCCCCUUCUUUCUGUUGGCCUUUUCUUACUGUGGGAUUUUACGAGUUGUCCACAAGAGUCAUGGAACUCAAAAGAAGAAGAAAAUCCAAAUUAAACGACUGGUUUCAAGCACUGUUUUAAUUUUUUUAGUUUGCUUUGGACCAUACCACAUCCUACUUGUGAUCCGCAGCUUGUUGGAGAACAACUGCUCAUUUGCUGAGAAAAUAUUUAAUAUUUACCAUGUUUCUCUCCUGCUGACUACUUUUAACUGUGUUGCUGAUCCAGUGUUGUACUGUUUUUCCAGUGAAAGCACUUACCAGAACUUUGCCAAGAUGCGAGACUCUUGUUUAACUUGUUUAGGGUGCCUGAGGACCGAGACAAAGGAAUCCUAUCCACUGAACCCUCCAGAAAGUCCCAACAGGCCACGGCACGAGCAACAACCAGAUGAUGGUACUGAAAGGAAAGACUCCUGCACAGCUAACAUGGGCAGCCUAUAGCAUUCAUCAAAAAAGGACGUUAGUCUAAAAUCUGCAGCUGUGGCUGUGUUUGUGUAUCCAUCUGAUUUAUCCAUCUAUUACAACAGUGUUACUUCCCAAAGGCUUAUUAGCAAUGCAGUGCAGUGAGGUCAUUUCUGAGGUGCGUAGACCUUGGCAAUAGUGAGGAAAACACAGGCUAAGUCACCUCAGUACAAUCACGUGCCUGUUGUCAUUGUGGUACCACUCAAAACCUGCUAUCUUGAUGUCUGCAUUGACUGGAAUAAGAACCACGCUGAUGGUGUGUGGUUCUGCUGAAUUUAACUGCUUUCUGUUUGCCCCUGUAGCACCUGGAGAAAAUAAUUCUCUACAGGAUGUCUUCAGCUGUUUGAAAGGUUGGAGACAAAACAAAUUAAAUGUCCCCAUAUGUACUUUAAAAAAGAAAAAAAAAAUUAAAAAGCAUUUCUGUUACAUUCCUGUAACUCUUGGAAAUAACUUCUCCUUCAGCUAGUCUUGAGGCCUGCAGAGACUGUGCCAGAACCAGCCUUCCAAAACAACUAAUCUAAUAACAUGAGAUGUUCUGGGAGAACAUGCACAAGGAACUUAGCAUCUGCUGAGAUCUCCAGUCUGUUGAUUGAGUGUUGAAUUUCAGACUGUUGAACCUCAUCAUAAAGCUCCUAUUGACUUCCAGAGGUAGGAGAUCUCUUGGCUUUGAUGCAGAUAAAUCAUUUGAUCUGUUGACUUGGUAAAGAACUGGACGUUGAAGGUACAUGAGGCAUUUUGGACUCCUGAACUUCUCCUUGCUAAGGUUUGGAUUGUGUCCUUCACAACUUUUGUGUGUGGCACAGCAUGGAACACACAGGCAAUUGAAUGUUAAAUUUAAUUAAUUAAUUAAUUAAUUAAUUAAUUGAACUGUUAAAUGGA
Molecule: messenger RNA, 4416 nt
Organism: Columba livia (rock pigeon)
Lineage: Eukaryota; Metazoa; Chordata; Aves; Columbiformes; Columbidae
Gene: GPR68
Product: G protein-coupled receptor 68
Exons: 5
Coding region: 2458-3516 (352 amino acids)
Biological process (GO): G protein-coupled receptor signaling pathway; cellular response to pH
Cellular component (GO): membrane
Molecular function (GO): G protein-coupled receptor activity
Source: RefSeq, a predicted model, not a curated record